AUGCCCAGACUGGCGCUGAUAAACCCCAAUCCAUAUCACUUUCCAUAUGCAACCAAGUGGUCAGCGUAUGAGAUGAAUUACAAAAAAACCCCGCAUCAUUGUGCUCCUGGGUACCGGACGUUCUUCGAUCAUUUUGAGGAAGAUGAUGUAUUGUCUCUAACACGUAUACUACUAUCACUUUGCAUUUUUUUAAACUCUAAUCCCUUUUUAACUAUAUUAUAUUUUCUAUGGAGGCCUUAUCUUAAACUUGAAGACGAGGAUUCAACUGAAAGCGACAUGUGGAGUUCUACAACAUUCAUAUUUUGUUUCACUUAUGUUGAAAUGCAUCAUUCAGAUAGGGUGAAACUCCAAUUCGGAAUUCAACAAGACAUUCCUGGUCCACCUACAUGCAUGGAGAGGUACCACAAGAGUACAACGAACGACCAAUGGAAAUUCGAUAGUUGGAGAGACCAUAACAGACAAGAACGUUAA
Messenger RNA from Lathyrus sativus (Indian pea), 471 nucleotides. Lineage: Eukaryota; Viridiplantae; Streptophyta; Magnoliopsida; Fabales; Fabaceae. The record is from the annotation of a GenBank genome assembly.